ACUUGGCCUCAGUUCGAGUCAGUCGCUCGCUGCAGUCGCUCGUGGAGACGCUAAAAAGACUGUUCUCAGUUCUCCGUUCUGAGUACUCAGUACUCGAUUCUCAGUUAUCAGUGUUCUCGCUGUGUCAUUUAUCAAACCGUGUCCAAGAGGCGCCAUCCGUUCCGUAUCCGUUUCUUGUGCCGUGUUUCUGCUCGACCUUUUUAUUUAAUCCAAAUUUAACAAUAUAAAUAACGACAAUUAUUUGCUCUCGAAAUGCUCGAGGACCUAACUAAAAAUAGCCUCGAAUCUGAGCUAUGUUAAGUAUAUAUAGAAAGAUAUACAGCUAUAUUAUAUAUAAUAUAUUUAGUUGUCUGUGUUGCGCGUCAAGUGAAAAACUGUUUAAAAAUAAAACAAACGCCGUAUAAAAGUCUCAACAUAUUUUACUGUGACAAAAGUGGAGAUUAACAUAUGCAACAAACAACAACAACAACUUCUAGCGACAACAACAACAACUACAACCACUAAUAUCAUUAAAUUCGCAAAUUCCAUUUGUUCUCAGGUAAAGAACAAAAAAGGAACAUAAUAAAAGAUAAGGAACUGCGUGUUUUUGUAGCAUGCUAGCUGCAGUUAUGGCAUCAGAUAUUAAUUGGGAUCCAGCGCUGUCAAGAUUAAUCACCACAUUAAAGGAAUCGGACAAUUUGUCGAAUGAUCAGGAAAUUGAUUUUCUCAAGGCUUUGCUGGAGUCCAAAGAGCUCAAUGCCUUGGUCAAUGUGCACACUAAAGUGGCAAAGGUGGGACGCGACGAUCGACUAGCUCCAGUUUUAUCCACCUCGGCACAGGUGCUCUAUGAAGUGCUGGAACUGCUCUCGCAGCGUUGCCACCUAAGUGAUGACUGCAAGGAGACUUUUCACCUGCUACAAGACUCCCAUGUGCAGCAUCUACUAUUUGCUCACGAUGCCAUUGCACAAAAGGAUUUUUAUCCGCAUCUGCCCGAGGUGCCCAUUGAAAUGGAUGAGGAUGAAGAGACCAUUAAAAUUGUACAGCUCGUGAAAAGUAACGAGCCUUUGACAGGAGCACAAAGUGCGGAACCGAUUGUUGGCGCAACUAUAAAAACUGACGAGGAAACCGGCAAAAUAAUUAUUGCGAGAAUUAUGCACGGCGGAGCUGCGGAUCGUUCGGGUCUAAUACACGUGGGCGACGAGGUCAUUGAGGUCAACAGCAUCAAUGUGGAGGGCAAAACGCCUGGCGACGUCCUAACCAUUUUGCAAAAUUCCGAGGGCACGAUUACGUUUAAGCUCGUGCCGGCGGAUACGAAAGGUGCCCAGCGGGAGUCCAAGGUUCGAGUGCGUGCUCAUUUCGACUACAAUCCGGAUGUGGAUCCUUAUAUACCCUGCAAGGAAGCCGGCUUGGCGUUCCAGCGUGGCGAUGUGCUGCACAUUGUGGCACAGGACGAUGCCUAUUGGUGGCAGGCACGCAAGGAUCACGAACGGUCGGCCAGAGCCGGUCUCAUUCCCAGUCGAGCUCUGCAGGAGCGACGCAUCCUUCACGAACGCACCCAACGGGAAUCUAACGAAAUGGACUCGAAGCCCGGUUCAUGCGCCUCACUCUGCACCACUCCGCCGGGCUCUCCGCGUCUGCAGACGAGCAGCAGCAGCUCCUCGUGUCGUCAGCCAAAGACUAAAAAGAUCAUGUACGAUUUGACAGAGAACGAUGACUUUGAUCGGGAACUGAUCGCCACAUAUGAGGAGGUUGCCAAGCUCUAUCCACGUCCUGGCGUCUUUCGUCCUGUCGUCCUCAUUGGUGCUCCUGGAGUUGGACGCAACGAGCUGCGACGUCGCCUCAUAGCUCGCGAUCCCGAGAAGUUCCGCAGUCCAGUGCCAUACACUACUAGACCUAUGCGUACCGGUGAAGUUCCUGGCAGGGAGUACAUAUUCGUCGCACGGGACAAAAUGGAUGCAGAUAUUGAGGCGGGCAAAUUUGUGGAGCACGGCGAGUACAAGGGACACCUGUAUGGCACCUCGGCGGAGAGUGUCAAGUCGAUUGUAAAUGCCGGCUGUGUCUGUGUGCUGAGUCCACAUUAUCAGGCCAUCAAGACACUGCGCACGGCACAAUUGAAACCCUUCCUUGUACACAUCAAGCCUCCGGAGUUGGAAAUUCUCAAGUCGACACGAACUGAGGCGCGUGCCAAAUCCACCUUUGAUGAGGCGAAUGCUCGCAGCUUUACGGAUGAGGAAUUCGAGGAUAUGCUAAAGUCCACAAAACGCAUUGACUUCCUCUAUGGACACUUUUUCGAUGUGGAGAUUGUCAACGCGGAGCUGUUGAAUGCAUUCGAGCAGCUCGUACAGAAUGUCCAGCGUCUGGAGAAUGAACCUCUUUGGGCGCCCUCCAUUUGGGUGCAGUAAUAGGGGAAUCAUUGAGGAAUCAGCGGUAAUUCACUAGAGAUUCACCAAGGAUUCACUAAGGACUCACUAAGGACUCACUAGGGACUCACCUAUGAUUCCUUGCAGCCCUUUGCAAUUUGUUGAACAAACACCAAAGUAUUUGCCAUACGAAUUUAGCCCUUAUUUUCGGUUCGUUAAAAAAAAACCGCUAAAGCUAAAUGUACAGUUAGUUGCCAAUGUUGAACGGCAUUUAGAUAGACAGAGACAGACAAACGGACGGACAGACAGAGAAAGAUAUAUAGAGAAAAUACUAUUUACCCUUAGGCUGUCCUACGGGACAAUCCUGUCCAGCGUUAGUCCUUUUCACGACAUGUACCUUUUUGCGUAAAAGUGAAAACAAUGAAAAGAAUACAAUAAAAACAAAG
Messenger RNA from Drosophila innubila, 2785 nucleotides. RefSeq names its product MAGUK p55 subfamily member 7 (gene metro). Gene Ontology annotation, molecular function: protein binding. The coding region runs from base 594 to 2381 and encodes 595 amino acids. The record is from RefSeq and is a predicted model, not a curated record. The transcript is spliced from 9 exons. Gene Ontology annotation, cellular component: plasma membrane; cell-cell junction. NCBI's taxonomy places the organism in Eukaryota, Metazoa, Arthropoda, Insecta, Diptera, Drosophilidae.